UAUAAUCCAUUAAUUCCUCAGAGCGACAGCUCCUCGUGGAGCAGCAGAGGGGGGAGAGGUUUAACCGCUGACAAGCAACUCCUGCUUCUCAUUCCUGCAGGGACCCAGCUGAGCGGACGAGCUGCCGUUCAUCCAGCCGUCUGCAGGAGCCUGACGCUGAGCUUUAAUCCGCAUCCGCAGAGAGCUGCGCCAUGGCGAAAAGAUGCAAAGUCACCUGGCUGUGCGGCCUCUGCGUUGUCUUGGCCCUGGUUUCCGUGGCAACCAUCGUCACGCUGUGGACCAUCGCUCUGACAGGAGGAGGUGACGUCACAGCUCCUUGGGACAGGUAUCGUCUGCCCACAGAUUUAGUCCCUGAGUUUUACAACAUCACCCUGUGGCCUCGACUCAAGCCCAACCCAAACUCUGGCCUCUACAUUUUCACCGGUCGGUCCACUGUGCAGUUUGAAUGUCUGGAAUCGACAGAUCUGAUUCUGAUUCACUCCAACAAACUAAACUACACAGGGAUGGAAGAUGGCCACGCGGUCAGGCUCACUGCUGAAGGGGGAGAAUCUGCUCCAAGCAUCAAGAAAACUUGGCAGCAGAGUCAAAUGCAGUAUCUGGUCAUCCAGCUGAGGAGUCGUCUGACCCGCGGACAGAAGUAUCAGCUGCACGCUGAGUUCACGGGAGAGCUUGCUGAUGACCUGGCUGGAUUUUACAGAAGCGAGUAUGAAGAAGACGGCGUCAGAAAGAUCAUUGCAACCUCCCAGAUGCAUCCCACUAAUGCCAGGAAAACGUUUCCUUGUUUUGACGAGCCGGCCAUGAAGGCGGUUUUCCACAUAACCCUCAUCCACCCGCCUGAAACGGUCGCCCUGUCCAACGGCAUGGAAGUGGAUCAUGAGACCGUCACUAUUGACGGACAGACUUUGUUGCAGACAAAGUUUGAAGCCACCGAGAAGAUGUCCACCUACCUGCUGGCCAUCAUCGUGUCUGACUACGCUCACCUGAACACAACACAAGGAAACACUCAGAUUCGAAUCUGGGCUCGCAGGAAGGCCAUAGACCAGGGACAGGGGGACUACGCUCUUAAUGUAACUGGACCCGUACUGGACUUCUUCCAGUCCUACUAUAACAUCUCCUACCCGCUGAAGAAGUCAGAUCAAAUCGCUCUACCGGACUUUUAUUUUGGCGCGAUGGAGAACUGGGGACUGGUCACGUAUAGAGAAACCAACCUCCUGUAUGAUCCCGAGACCUCCUCCAACAGCAAUAAAGAAACCACCGCCACCAUUAUUGCCCACGAACUGGCGCACAUGUGGUUCGGUAACCUGGUGACGCUGCGCUGGUGGAAUGAGGUGUGGCUGAACGAAGGCUUCGCCUCGUACGUGUCGUACCUUGGAGCCGACCACGCAGAACCUGAAUGGCAUGUGAAAGACUUGAUAGUGUUGGACGAUGUGCACAAAGUGUUUGCCGUCGACGCCUUGGCGUCCUCUCAUCCUUUGACUUCUAAAGAGGAAAGCAUCACCCUCCCGGAGCAGAUCAUGGAGCAGUUUGACACAAUCUCCUACAGCAAGGGAGCCGCCGUGUUGAGGAUGCUGUCGGACUUCCUGUCAGAGUCGGUCUUCAAACAAGGACUCAGUAGCUACCUUAGGCACUUCUCCUACGGCAACACAGUUGGGAGUGACUUAUGGGGACAUCUGCAAAUGGCCGUGAAAGACAACAACGUGCCUCUUCCUCAUCAAGUGGCCGCCAUCAUGAACCCCUGGGUGCUUCAGAUGGGCUUCCCAGUGGUUACAAUAGAUACGAGCACAGGAAAGGUGUCCCAGAAUCACUUCCGGCUGGAUCCAGAAAAGAAUGUCACCGUCAAAUCACCAUACAAGUACGAGUGGGUGAUUCCUGUGCGCUGGAUGAAAGACGGCGACGUCCGUGAAGACCUUUGGUGGCUCACAAAGAAGGAAGACCUGAACGUGGACAUGAGGACCGGGCCUUCGUGGGUUCUGGCCAACAUCAACGUAACCGGGUAUUACCGGGUGAACUACGACCUGGGGAACUGGGAGCGGCUGUUUUCUCAGCUCAGCGCCGACCACCAGGUGAUCCCACUAAUCAACCGAGCUCAGCUGGUGGACGACGCGUUCAACCUGGCCAGGGCCCAGCUGAUGCCCACCUCUCUGGCUCUCAGGACCACCUCCUACCUGUCCCAGGAGACCGAGUACAUGCCGUGGCAGUCUGCGCUCAACAACCUGCACUAUUUCGAGCUCAUGCUAGACCGAACCGAAGUCUAUCAGCCCAUGCAGAACUACAUCAGGAAACAGGUGAAUCCACUCUUCCUGCACUUCAGGAACUUGACGUCAAACUGGACCAAAGUUCCCGAGAAGCACACCGACCAGCUCAACCAUGUAAAUGCACUCCGUACCAGCUGCAGGACAGGACUGAGGGAGUGCCAGGAACUGACCGGCAUGUGGUUCAAAGAGUGGAUGGGAAGCCCUGAACGCAACCUCAUCCACCCGAACCUGCGCUCGGCCGUGUACUGCAGCGCCGUGGCUGCAGGCGGCGAGGCGGAGUGGAACUUCACAUGGUCGCAGUUCAGAGAGGCUUCAGUAGCCAGCGAGGUCAGCAAACUCAUGUCGGCUCUGGCCUGCAGCAACGACACGCAGCUGCUGGACAGGUACCUGCGGUCCACACUGAACCCCGCCAUGAUCCGGAAACAGGACGCCACCUCCGUCAUCACGGCCGUGGCCGGUAACCGAGAGGGACACGGUCUGGCCUGGGAUUUUGUCAGGGAGCACUGGGAGUACAUGUUCACAGAGUACGGCGUCGGCUCUUUCUCCUUCGCCUCUCUGAUCAGUGGGGUCACGGCGAGGUUCUCCACACCUGCUGAUCUGCAACAGCUGAAGGACUUCGUGAAGGAACACGAAGAUUUGGGAUUCGGUUCUGCAGCACUGGCAGUGAAUCAGUCCCUGGAGAGGACCGAGGCCAACAUCAAGUGGGUGGAGCAGAACAAGCAGGUGGUCCUGCACUGGUUCACCAGCCAGACUGAAAAUUAGCAGCACUGGCCGGGAACUGGGAGUCAAGAAGAGGAAGCAGGUGCUGAAGAGCAGCUUGAAGGUGUAAAAGUGUCGAUUAGAGUCACAAAGCAAGAAUGUUUUACAAAGAAAUGAAUCCCUGACCGUAGGGAGAAGGGACAGACUCCUUUUACUGAUCUGUCCGAACACAGGCCUGCAGAGAAGCAAAGGGCAGCUUAACAUACACAUUUUUUUUUCUCAAUAUAAGGAAAACACUGCAAAAUAGUCUUCAAAGAAGUACACAAUGAAUAAUAUGCAUUUCUGUAUAUGUGAUAAAAAUGAUUCUGGCUGUUUUUAAAGUGCCUUGAGAUAACAUGUUGGUUACCAGCUCUAAAUCAAUAAUGUGAAACGAAUUUAAUCAAAGGCUGAUUAUCUGCUUUACAGUGGCGUGAAAAAAGCAACAAGGGAAAAUAAAUGUACAAAAGUUAAGUGAAUAUAAAUUCUUUUUUUUUCAUUGAGAAAUUAAGCGUAUUGAAAUGGUUGAAGUUGAUGUAAAUCAUGAAAUAAAGAAAACUUCAUCUGA
Messenger RNA from Fundulus heteroclitus (mummichog), 3558 nucleotides. Its product is annotated as aminopeptidase N. Lineage: Eukaryota; Metazoa; Chordata; Actinopteri; Cyprinodontiformes; Fundulidae. The record is from RefSeq and is a predicted model, not a curated record. The transcript has 23 exons. Gene Ontology annotation, biological process: proteolysis; peptide catabolic process. Bases 192 to 3017 code for a protein of 941 amino acids. Gene Ontology annotation, molecular function: peptide binding; zinc ion binding; metalloaminopeptidase activity. Gene Ontology annotation, cellular component: cytoplasm.